Messenger RNA from Balaenoptera ricei (Rice's whale), 2490 nucleotides. It is a transcript of the gene AP3M1, whose product is annotated as adaptor related protein complex 3 subunit mu 1. Gene Ontology annotation, cellular component: cytoplasmic vesicle; clathrin adaptor complex. Bases 377 to 1633 code for a protein of 418 amino acids. NCBI's taxonomy places the organism in Eukaryota, Metazoa, Chordata, Mammalia, Artiodactyla, Balaenopteridae. Gene Ontology annotation, biological process: intracellular protein transport; endocytosis. The transcript has 10 exons. The record is from RefSeq and is a predicted model, not a curated record.
GCUGCGGAUGAGCGCCUAAGUCCAGAAGAUGUGAAAGCUCCCAUUCAUCUAGACUCUGGAUGAUCUAGAAGAUUAUAUCCUAAAAUUCAAAAGACGUCUUUCUCCUCAUUCAACGUCUUCUCACUCAUUUACUCUUUCCAAUACUGUUGGUUACUUUGAAGCUGUUAGUCAGGCAAUCUAUCCGGCAUCCCAACUGCGGGGUCCUCACGAUCUCAGCUGCCUAGGCCUCCGUGCGGAGAGGACCCCGCGUCGAAUCACUGACUGGCCCAGGAGUCGGGGCUACAUUUAUCAUUCACUACUGUAAUUUUGAAUGAAUGGACCACUAAACACCUGAUACUGAUGUUAUCUAUAUAAAAGAAAGGAGCAAGUUAAGAAAAUGAUCCACAGUCUAUUUCUCAUAAACUGUUCCGGUGACAUAUUUCUAGAGAAGCACUGGAAGAGUGUUGUGAGCCAGUCUGUCUGUGAUUAUUUCUUUGAAGCUCAAGAGAAAGCAGCUGAUGUUGAAAAUGUACCACCUGUUAUUUCAACACCUCACCACUACCUCAUCAGUAUCUACCGGGAUAAGCUCUUCUUUGUCUCUGUCAUACAGACUGAAGUGCCACCUCUCUUUGUAAUUGAGUUCCUACAUCGAGUUGCUGAUACUUUUCAGGACUACUUUGGUGAGUGUUCGGAGGCUGCAAUUAAGGAUAAUGUGGUCAUAGUAUAUGAGCUCUUGGAAGAAAUGUUAGACAAUGGAUUUCCACUGGCUACUGAAUCUAACAUUUUGAAAGAAUUGAUUAAACCACCAACAAUUCUGCGUUCUGUCGUCAACUCUAUUACAGGCAGUAGUAAUGUUGGGGACACACUCCCCACUGGGCAGCUGUCCAACAUCCCAUGGCGCCGAGCAGGGGUAAAGUACACAAACAAUGAAGCCUAUUUUGAUGUCGUUGAAGAAAUAGAUGCAAUUAUAGAUAAAUCAGGAUCUACAGUCUUUGCAGAAAUUCAGGGGGUAAUUGAUGCUUGCAUUAAGCUAUCUGGAAUGCCUGACCUUUCCCUUUCUUUCAUGAACCCAAGGCUUCUAGAUGAUGUCAGCUUCCACCCCUGCAUCCGGUUCAAGCGUUGGGAAUCUGAAAGAGUUUUGUCAUUUAUUCCUCCAGAUGGAAACUUCCGACUUAUAUCAUAUCGUGUCAGCUCACAAAAUCUAGUGGCAAUACCAGUAUAUGUGAAACAUAGCAUCAGUUUUAAGGAGAACAGUUCUUGUGGUAGAUUUGAUAUUACAAUUGGACCAAAGCAAAAUAUGGGGAAAACUAUUGAAGGAAUCACAGUGACAGUUCACAUGCCAAAGGUUGUGUUGAAUAUGAACCUGACACCAACACAAGGCAGCUAUACAUUUGAUCCAGUUACCAAGGUACUAACGUGGGAUGUGGGAAAAAUCACUCCACAAAAGCUCCCCAGUCUUAAAGGACUGGUAAAUUUACAAUCUGGAGCACCUAAGCCAGAAGAGAAUCCAAGCCUCAACAUACAGUUCAAGAUCCAGCAGCUUGCCAUUUCAGGCUUAAAAGUAAACCGCUUGGACAUGUAUGGGGAGAAAUAUAAGCCAUUUAAAGGAGUCAAAUAUGUCACGAAAGCUGGAAAGUUCCAAGUGAGGACAUGAGAAGAGGCCAGAAUUCCUCAAGAUAUGUUUGUUUUCCAAGUGUCAUUACAGUUUAUUACCAUUAGGUACCAAUUGGACGGGAAUACAUAUUCUAGUUAAAGCAUUUGUGUCGAGCCACACACCGCUAACAGAGUUGCUUAGUAAUCAAUGUAGGGUUCUUAAGGAGCUUUAAGCUAAGGAAACUUCUGAAUGACUUAGCUUAUUUGUAUCUUGUCACUUAGGAAGAUUUUAGAGGUGAUUUCCUCCAUAGGGAGACACCAGCUGGAGGCUGCAUAUUUUAACAGUCAAGGCAAAAGUCUACAGUGAUAACCUCUCUCCUAAAACAAGUGAGCUGGUCUCAGCAGGAGCUAUCUUAGUCUGUAAUUGAUGUAUCAAGUGCAGCCAAAUGUCACACUUGAUCUUAGCCAUCCCAAAUCUUCUGUCCCAACACAGGAAAAAUUCCUCCCACCCCAAGAAGUUUACAGAAAACUGCCUCUUCAAGUGUUUGCCUUAUUCAGCUUUUCACUUAUGCCAUUAAGCAAGCACUGUAGCAAAAGCCACUUCACAUGGCCCUGGCAGGGAGCACUGCUGCUCCAUGCUCCAUUCUCACUGUACUUGAUAUUGUAUUUUUUAUAAAUAAGAUUUUUAUGUAAAGCUCAGAUUUUGAUUUAUAGGGACCUUGCUGCAGUAAGUACCAUCUCAGUUUUGUGCCACUUGGUUCAGCUGUUAGCACAGUAAAAAUGAUUUGUAUCAAAGGGGUGAAUGCUUUAAGGUAAUAAAAGGGAGGGAACACUACUUCUGCUUUUAGGAAGUUAUUGCAAGCACAAGCAUUUGAGAUUUUAAGCAAAUUAAUGUAGUAAAAGAGAAACUUAAGUGAA